This is a messenger RNA of Microcebus murinus (gray mouse lemur), 2823 nucleotides long. NCBI's taxonomy places the organism in Eukaryota, Metazoa, Chordata, Mammalia, Primates, Cheirogaleidae. The record is from RefSeq and is a predicted model, not a curated record.
UAUAAGAUGUGCUAUAUCACCGUUGUUUCUGAGAGCUGAAUAGUACUCCAUGGUAUACAUAUAAGCACCCAAGUCACAUUGGAUCUGGGGCCCACUCUAACCCGGUACGCCUUCACCUUAACUCGAUUACAUCUGCAAAGAGACUCUCUUUCCUCCCCUGAGGUCCCGCCUGCAGCUUCCCAGUGGGCGUGCACCCUGGGCGCGGGGCGUUAUUCAACCCACUGCCGCUGGUGUUUGGUCUCAGGACGAGGCUGUCAAAUACGGAGGCGCGUUGUCCUCUUGUCCCUCCUAACUGUCCCCUCUCUCGCCCCGCAGGUGUGGGGUGCGCGCUGAGAUGCCGCGCUCCUUCCUGGUGAAGAGCAAGAAGGCGCACACCUACCACCAGCCCCGCGUGCCGGAGGAUGGCCCGCUCUGGCCUCCUGCCCUCCCGCCAGAGGCCCGGGACCAGGUCCUGGGCAGCGGCCCCGUCCUCAGCACGAUGUUCCCAAGCCGGUGCCUCGACUGGCCCAACCUCAAACUGGAGCCGGAGCAGGACCAGAGCCUGGCCAGGGCAGCCUCGGCACCGGAAGUCCCCACUGUGAUGUCCCGACCCCAGGACGGGGACUCGCCGCUCUCCGACUCGCCCCCGUUCUACAAGCCCAGCAUCUCCUGGGACACCCUGGCCUCGUCCUACGGCCACGGCUACCGGCAGGCCCCCUCCACCAUGCAGUCGGCCUUCCUGGAGCGCUCCGUCAGCCUGUACGGCAGCCCCCUGGUGCCCAGCGCCGAGCCCCCCCUGGACUUCGCCCUCCGCUACUCCCCGGGCCUGGAGGCCUACCACUGCGUCAAGUGCAACAAGGUGUUCUCCACCCCGCACGGGCUCGAAGUGCAUGUGCGCCGCUCCCACAGCGGGACCCGGCCCUUCGCCUGUGACGUCUGCGGCAAGACCUUCGGCCACGCCGUGAGCCUGGAGCAGCACACGCACGUGCACUCCCAGGAGCGCAGUUUCGAGUGCCGCAUGUGCGGCAAGGCCUUCAAGCGCUCGUCCACGCUGAGCACCCACCUGCUCAUCCACUCCGACACGCGGCCCUACCCCUGCCAGUUCUGCGGCAAGCGCUUCCACCAGAAGUCGGACAUGAAGAAGCACACCUACAUCCACACCGGUGAGAAGCCACACAAGUGCCAGGUGUGCGGGAAGGCCUUUAGCCAGAGCUCCAACCUCAUCACGCACAGCCGCAAGCACACGGGCUUCAAGCCCUUCAGCUGCGAGCUGUGCACCAAGGGCUUCCAGCGCAAGGUGGAUCUGCGGCGGCACCGUGAGAGCCAGCACAAUCUCAAGUGAGGCUGCGCCAGCUCCUGGCACCCGGCCAGCCUGCCCUGAGGUCCUGUCACCCGGAGGCCAGACUCACGCACCCAGAUCGCCAGUCUCCUGGAGAUGGCUCCGGAAAUGAAUCUUUAAGCUUAUGUUGAGACUCAUGAAAUUGCUGUGUGUCUCUGGGCAAGUCACUUUCCCUCUCUGGCUCAACAUUUCUGCUGCUGCAAAGUGCAGGAGCUGGGCUGGGUCUUCCGAGCUGAAGUUGCCUACAGGUGUGCCCAGGUGCUUUCUUCUGGCCGAGCGCAGGAAGCGAGAAUACCCCCAGGCAGACGGGGAUGCCGUGGACAGACCAGAGCUGGGCCCCACGGAGACAUCCUCCCCUGUCUGUUGCCCACUGGGCUGGGAUCUGGUCACCUUGGAUGUUCCGGGCCUCUUUCUGGCUGCGACGGAUGGUCAGAGCUGCCUCCUGCAGGGGAUGGUGCCCCCCUGCUACAGCCAGCUGGGUCCCCUGUCCCCACCGCUGCCCAGCGCUCAGCCGGCCACAGGGAUUCCAGCGCUGCCAUCAGGCCACGGGUCUGCAGAAACCAGCGGUUACUGAUGUCAAAGCCUGUUCCUCUCCACUGCUGUACAUGAAAAUAAAGACAGAUUUGUUUGCAUGUGAGCCGCGUCGCUAAGCGCCUGCCAGGUCCAAGAUACUGCCCGAGGCUUUGCGGAGGGGCCCCGGGAGCCCCCAGUAGCGGAGAAGGCUGUGGGAGGGCCGCAGGCACGCUGGGAGACCUGCACACGGCCAUCCUGUCCAGGCCACGAUGAGAGCUGCCACAGAGGCGACAGAACCCCCCAGUUACAGGGUUAGAGCAGCAGGGCCAGGUCAGUUUCCUGUUGCCGUGGUAACGAACGACCACAAACUUAGCGGCUUAAAACAACACGGAGGCGUUCUCUUACAAUUCUGGGGGCCGGAACCCCAAAGGGGUCUUAUGGCCAAAGAGGGCAGAGCCUGUUUGCUUGUCCUUUUCAGCUUCUAGACUCCGCCUGCCAUCCCGGCCCAGGCCCCUUCCUGUGUCUCCAAGACACUUCACUGCAACCUCCACCUCCGUCGUCCCCUCUCCUUCUCCUGCCGCGUCCUUCUUGUCUCCCUCUCAUGAGGGCCCUGCGAUGACACCAGGCCCCCCUGGAUAAUCCCGGAGAGUCGUCCCAUCUCGAGGGGACGCAGUCACUGUGGUGGGCUGGAUCUCGGCCCCAAGGGUGAGGUCUCCACCCCAGUGCUGGGACCCGUGUCACCUUGUAUGGCAAAGUGCACGUCACGGCUCUGCCUCGCUGGCUGCGUGGCCUCGGAGGAGGCCCCGAUACUCUCUGGGGCUCAGCUCCCUCCUCUGUGGAACGGUGAGCCCAGCAGCCCCACCACGGAUUCGCUGGGAGCAGGGGGAGGUGCUGCCACGGCGUGCACGUGCCCCUCCAGGUCCCGCCCGCAGGGCAAGGCGCACCCGAACGCCGCCUCCCCCCCGGAGUCUCCCUUGGCCGUCCAGCCGCAA